This is a messenger RNA of Eruca vesicaria subsp. sativa (arugula), 1368 nucleotides long. The record is from the annotation of a GenBank genome assembly. NCBI's taxonomy places the organism in Eukaryota, Viridiplantae, Streptophyta, Magnoliopsida, Brassicales, Brassicaceae.
AUGGCUUGUAAUUCAUCUGGCUGUGAGUCCGGUUGCAAUGGCCGUGGCAACGAAAAUGGAAGCAGGGUAGAGGAAGUUAUUGUUGUUAAGGAGAGUGUAUGCGUCAAGUGUAAAUGCAAUGAGCCUAUGAUAUUUGGAGAUGGAGGCUCAGACGACGGAAGAUUCUGCUCAGAAUGUUUCAGGAGCAAUAUCUAUGGGAAGUUCCGUCUCGCUGUUACUUCACACGCAAUGAUCACUCCUUCUGAUAACGUCCUUGUUGCUUUCUCCGGCGGUUCUUCUUCCAGGGUUCUUCUUCAAUUUGUGCACGAGCUGCAAGUCAAGGCGUUGAAGAAUUACGAGGCGAGUCGUGAUAGGUCUUUACCUGUGUUUGGUGUUGGUGUUGCGUUUGUUGAUGAGAGUGCUGCUUAUCCUGCUCUUUCCAGUGAAAUGGGUGGUGCUAUUGCGUGGGUUCGGUCCACUGUGUUGAGUAUGUCUCCACCUGAAAAGGAUCUUCGUGUUGUUCCAAUUGAGAGUGUGUUUGGUUCUGACUCUGUUGAAGCACGAGAUAGGCUUGUGAAGCUAAUGGAUUCUGUUAGUGAUGAGACUGGAAAGGAAGACCUUUUGCUGCAUCUGAAGAUGUUGGCUUUGCAAAAGGUUGCCUCUGAGAAUGGGUACAACAGAUUAGUGGUAGGAUCAUGCACGUCGAGGCUCGCUUCUCAUGUUCUUACGGCCACUGUGAAGGGACGAGGUUAUUCACUAUCCGCAGAUAUUCAGCAUGUUGAUGCGAGAUGGAAGGUUCCUAUUGUACUGCCACUUCGAGAUUGUGUUUGGCAGGAAAUAACUAGACUCCGCCAUUUGGAUGGAUUAAAGACUGUGGAGCUGGCUCGUCGUUCUCAGUCAGGGAUCAAUGAAUUGGUGUCUUCAUUCGUUGCUCUGUUGCAGGAUGAGAAUCCUUCUCGGGAGUGCACAAUUGUACGGACAGCUGCAAAGCUGACUCCAUUUCACUUCAACAAAAUUCCUGAAACGGACGACUCUUGUGUUCCUAUGGCCACUCAGAGGCGUCUAAAGAAAUUCAAUCUCAAGUAUGACGGUUCCAUGACUACAGAAUCAUUCUGUCCUAUCUGCAAUGGCCCGCUAAAUGAAUCAGACUCGUCUGAUUUGAAUACUAUUGAUGGAUGCCAUGAAUCUGAUGCUCUUUAUGCUGCUUGCUGUUCAAGUUGCCGGUUUCAAAUACUUCCACUAGAUCGUUCAUCUCUUGAGCAUUUUGGAUCCUUGCUACCACAUCACAUGAUCUCCCAAGUAAAGCAUCAUCAGAUGGUUGACAGUCAAACAUAUCUGAGGGAGAAGAUAAAAGACUGCUUGCUCGUGGACGAUGAAGAGUCUGUCUAA